Messenger RNA from Rotaria sp. Silwood2, 801 nucleotides. NCBI's taxonomy places the organism in Eukaryota, Metazoa, Rotifera, Eurotatoria, Philodinida, Philodinidae. The record is from the annotation of a GenBank genome assembly.
AUGGAACAAACAUAUGAACGUCUUUCUCUUUUCGACAAUGCUCUCGUUUGUUAUUAUAAAGCGCCUUCUAUUCACGAAAAACUGAACGAUAACCAAACAAACUAUUAUCAUAGACUAGCUGCGAUCUAUGUCGGUAUUGCUGAUAUCUAUUCAGCUAAACACGACAAAGAUAAAUCUUUGAAUUAUUUACAUGAUGCAUUUAAUACAGAAUUAAAUAUUGAACAACCGAGUACAGAAGUUCUUCUAAAUUGUUACAACGAUAUUAGUUUUAUUCUUUUUACAAAAGAGAAAUAUGAUGAAUCUCUAUUCAAUUACGAAAAAGCUGUCGAUAUUAAUAUGCAAAUAUAUCUAGCAACACAUCCAAAUAUUGGUACUAUACAUACUUAUGAACAUCGAACAUCACUUGAUAUCCAACUUGCGUCUCUGUCAGUUGACCAUUCUGACAUUGCUCGAUCGUUUAAUAAUACUGCUGGCAUUUAUCAUUCGAUUGGUUGCUAUGAAGAUGGACUGUGGUUUUGUAAAAAUGCAUUAAAUAUUUAUUUGAAACGUAUGCCAGAAAAUCAUCCCAAUCUUGCUAUUUUAUAUGGUAAUAUGAUAGAACUCUAUGAUAAGUUAGGUCGAUUGAAUGAAUCACUAGAUUUACGAUAUAAAAAGCUUGAUAUUUAUUUAGCUACUUUACAAUCAGAUGAUCCUAAGAUCUGUAUUACUGAAAGAGUAUUUGGCGAAGCUCAUCCUGCGACACAAACCUUUUGUAAAAAUUUGGAGGAAAUAUUGAAUCAUAUAUCCUCAGAAGAUUUCUGA